Molecule: messenger RNA, 939 nt
Organism: Podarcis raffonei (Aeolian wall lizard)
Lineage: Eukaryota; Metazoa; Chordata; Lepidosauria; Squamata; Lacertidae
Product: olfactory receptor 1F1-like
Biological process (GO): G protein-coupled receptor signaling pathway
Cellular component (GO): membrane
Molecular function (GO): olfactory receptor activity; G protein-coupled receptor activity
Source: RefSeq, a predicted model, not a curated record
AAGAUGAAGAAAGACAACAAGACCACUGCUUCUGAAUUCAUCCUCCUUGGCAUCUCAAGCCAGCAGGACUGGAAUGGACUAUUAUUUGCCCUCUUAUUGAUCAUGUACAUAACCACAAUGACUGGAAAUCUUACCACUGUCUUGGCUAUAAGCCUGGAUGACCAUCUCCUCCAUAUCCCCAUGUACUUCUUCCUCAGCAACCUCUCACUGGCAGACAUCUAUUUCACAACCACCAUUGUGCCCAAGAUGUUGGCUGGCACAUUCUGCAGAGUGAGGAAGAUCUCACAUGGUGGGUGCUUCACGCAGAUGCACUUUUUCCUUGCUUUUGGAACGAUCAACAACUUUCUCUUGGCAUCCAUGGCAUUGGACCGCUAUGUGGCCAUCUGCCGGCCUCUGCAUUAUGCCACAGUCAUGAGCAGCCGGGUCUGCCUGCUCCUCGUAGCUGUCUCUUGGCUGGUCUCUCACCUCCAUGCUCUCUUGCACACCUUCCUGAUGUCCAGCCUCUCCUUCUGUGCCUCCAAUUGGGUGCUUCACUUCUUCUGUGACAUCUUCCCGUUGCUCAAGAUCUCUUGUUCUAACACAGACUUGAACGUCCUGCUAGUUCACACAGAAGGUGCUGUGGUGGUCAGUGGAGUUCUGUUGUUCAUUGCCCUCUCCUAUGCAUGCAUCCUGAUAGCUGUGUUGAAAAUUCCAUCAGCUGAAGGAAAGUGGAAAGCCUUCUCCACCUGUGGGUCCCACCUGGCUGUGGUGACCCUGUGGUGGGGCACUGUCAUCUGGGUCUACUUCCAGCCCUCAUCCAGCUUCUCAGCCGAGAAGGACACACUGGCUGCCAUCAUGUAUACAGUGGUUACACCCAUGCUGAAUCCCUUCAUCUACACUCUGAGAAAUGACAAGAUGAAGGAAGCCCUGAGAAAGCUUUGUGGAAGCAAAGUUACCUAA